Messenger RNA from Lotus japonicus, 1154 nucleotides. RefSeq names its product protein YIP4b-like. The coding region runs from base 102 to 932 and encodes 276 amino acids. Gene Ontology annotation, cellular component: trans-Golgi network; membrane. The record is from RefSeq and is a predicted model, not a curated record. The transcript is spliced from 3 exons. Gene Ontology annotation, biological process: endoplasmic reticulum to Golgi vesicle-mediated transport. Lineage: Eukaryota; Viridiplantae; Streptophyta; Magnoliopsida; Fabales; Fabaceae.
AAAGUGGAAGCUAAAUUAAGGAGAGGGAAAACAAUAGAGAAAGAAGAGAGCAUAGCAGUGAGAGAGAGCGAGCGAAGAAAGAAAGAAAGCGUCGUGAGAAAAUGUCACACGGCGAUACCAUACCCCUUCACCCAUCUUCCCAAUCCGACAUCGACGAGAUCGAGAAUCUCAUCUACGCAUCUCCGGCCACCGUCCUCCCCGCCAGACCACCCAGUCCUCCACGCGCCUCCAUCCCCAUCACCACCUCUUCUCCCUUCAUCAAUUCCAACCUCCCUGCUCCUCUUCCUCCCAAAUCCUCCAUCUCCCAACCUCAACUUCCAAAACCCAUCUCUCUCCCUCCUGCUCCUCCUCCCUCCACCCGACCCGAAAUCUCCUCCUCCGGCUUCGGACCCGCUCCUAAUACCCUCACCGAGCCAGUUUGGGACACCGUCAAGCGCGAUCUCUCCAGGAUCGUCAGCAAUCUCAAGCUCGUUGUGUUUCCCAACCCUUACCGUGAGGAUCCUGGUAAGGCUCUCCGCGAUUGGGAUCUCUGGGGGCCGUUCUUCUUCAUUGUCUUCCUUGGCCUUAUCCUUUCUUGGUCUGCAUCUGUCAAAAAGUCUGAGGUUUUUGCUGUUGCAUUUGCAUUACUUGCUGCUGGUGCUGUAAUUUUGACAUUGAAUGUACUGCUUCUGGGUGGGCACAUUAUUUUCUUCCAGAGUUUGAGUCUGCUGGGUUAUUGCUUAUUCCCUCUGGAUGUUGGGGCAUUAAUUUGUAUGUUGAAGGACAAUGUCAUACUCAAAGUGGUUGUGGUAUGUGUAACAUUGGCUUGGAGCUCUUGGGCUGCAUAUCCUUUCAUGAGUUCUGCAGUCAACCCCAGGAGAAAAGCUCUUGCACUCUACCCUGUUUUUCUCAUGUAUGUAUCUGUUGGUUUUCUCAUCAUUGCCAUUGACUAAAUGCAUCAAUAUUUCUGAUUACUUUGUUCCGAUAACUUCUUGGAAUCUGCUUCUAAAUAGGAAUUUUUGUUUAAUGGUCAACUUCUUAUUCUUUUUUUCCCCUGUUUUUGUGCCCACCUUUUCUUUCUUUUUUCUGUUUGAUAUUUUGGCUAGAUAUGUUUGGAGACAGACAUUUGUAUAAUAUUACAUGGAAAAUAUAUUAUAGGUUCAAGGUCGCUGCAA